UCGUGCCGUCCGACAAGCGCCUCACAGCCUCACCGCGCAGCCCGAGCCGCCGCCGGGCGCACUUCGCCAUAGGACCGCAGCGCUCCGGGUCGACGUCGUCGCUGGUGAAGGCGGCCCUCUACCAGUCCAUGCACGGACGGUCGCAGUCUCUGCCCUUCAUACAGAGGCCCGCCCAGCGCGCCGCCAACAAGGAGAUCAACCGACUGCGAGUGGACGCGUUGACGACUAUUCUGUCCGGAUUGUACGCCAAGCUGCUCGUGGUGCUGGGCGUCGCAUUUCCUAUGGCCGAGACUAUAUCGGCGCAUGUUCCUGCUUCCUUCUACGAGGGCUUCUACGUGUUCCUGUACGCGGGCAGCAUGCUGUUCCUGCUGCUGCUGUACUGUUGCCUGCUCAAGGAGCGGGCCCUAGACUCGGUGGUCCAGAGCCACCACGCCGAGAGCGGCGGCCGCCGCCGCAAGAUCUCUGCCACCGCGUCGGCGCCGCGCUCCCGUUACGGCAGCUUCUACCUGCGCAUGGGCGCCGUCGCUUUCGGCAUCGGUAGCAUGAUAUAUUCUGGGCUGGAGUUUGGCCAGUUCUUCGAGUUGGAGAAGAACCCCAAAUGCUACAACGUCAUGCUGUCUGUGACGCCCAUCGCCCGGAUGAUCUUCAUCAUCAUGCAGAUGCAGUUCAUAUUCCUCAGCAACAAGCAACUUAAAGUUCGCACCUACCACGUGCCCAUGAGGUUCGGCCUGAUGCACAUGAUUGCCUGCAACGUCUGCGUCUGGCUCAACGUCCUCAUUCAGGAGACCAAGCACGAGAUCAUCGCACUCUACUCGACAAGUUCAGAGUUGAACUCAGUUGGAGGAGAGAUCAACGCCACAAUCACAACGACGGAGGCGUCUCCAGCUGCGCUGAACAUCACGACACAAAAUACAACCCUACUGAAUGCGACACACUCGAAUGUCGGGAGCGAAUUCGGGCGACUGAAGGGUCUUCAAGACCUGCGCGAGUGCCGGCGUUCCAACAUCAUGGGCUCGCUGGUGCAGAAUGCGUCGCCCUUUCUGUUCCCCUGCACCAUCGAGUACUCCCUCAUCUGCGCCGUCAUCCUCUACGCCAUGUGGAAGGACGUCAACGCCUACUCCAGGGGCCGACAGAGCUACUCUGGUGCCUACGGCAACAAGAUCAGCACUACCAAGGCGCCGUCGGCGCUGCAGCCGGCGCUGUACCCCGGCGGGCAGUCGGGCCAGCAGAUCUCGGUGGACUGCGCGAGCGCGCACAAGGGCCUGUUCGCCGGCGUGCUGGUGCUCGUGCUCACCAUCCUGUCGCUCAUCCUGUUCUGCGUGCUGAGCCGCGACCGCGCGCUGCUCCAGAUCAACGCCUGCGAGCUCACGCUCUACUCGGCCGCCGUCAUCGCCACGCUGCUCAGCAUGUGGCGCAUGCGCCACCUGGAAUACGACACGUGCCGGCGCUUCGAGCUGGACAACAUGCUGCUGGUGACGGCGCAGACGGGACUGUACGUGUACACGCUCUUCUCCAUCAUCGCGGGCUACUUCUCGGCCGGCACGGGCGCUGACGCGGCGCCCGGCGUGGUGGUGAUGUCGGUGAGCGCGCUGCUGCAGACCACGCUGCAGACGGUGUUCAUCCUGGACGCGUGGUGGCGGCGGUGCGGCAACCCCGCGCAGGCUCGCGCCAAGCCCGGCCGCCAGCUCGUCACCUUCCUGCUGGUGACCAACAUGGCGCUCUGGGCCGUGUCGCGCCUCCAGAACUCGCGCGCCGACUUCCACCCCGUCGAGCUGCGCUUCUACGGCUUCUGGGUGUGGACCAUCAUCACGCACGUCGCCAUGCCACUGGCCGUCUUCUAUCGCUUCCAUUCUACCGUCUGCCUCUGCGAGAUCUGGAAGAGCGCCUACAAGAUGAGGCUGCCGGUCAGAAAGUAAUGGCAGAUCCGGACUCGGCUCGGUCCUCGUCAUCGUUUGAUCUGCCUCGGGUAUUUGGUCCUGGAGGUGGUACACCAUGGUUCAACGAAGAGAAAACCGGAUCUAAUGGUCCUAAACGAACGAAGCCUUGAAUUAGGUUUUUGAUUGUUCAUAUCAGCCAUUAUUGUUUUGUGAUCCUGAGUCUGAAGACUGCCAGGGUGCAGUUUCCACACUAGUCUACCCUGUGAUAACCUCUUCAUCUCUACAUAACUAUUAUAACCUACAUCGAUUUGCACCUGCUUACUGCAUUCAAGCCUUGGUCUAACUCUGUAAUUUUUACCGUCCACACGUUCUUCCAUUGCCAAAUUAUCAUGUCCUUAAUAUCUCAGACUGUGCCCUAUCAACUAAAGUAUUCUUUUAAUAAACUUCUUACACCCAAAAUUUCCUUGCAGCACAUCUCAGUUCUGUGCCUGCUCAGACAUAUCACCUCAGUUUAUAAGUGAGAUGUAUUCCGAAUUCAGUAUUAAUGGUUCUGAACGAUAAAAAAGUUUCGAAAUUUGAUGUGCAAUGUAGGCUGCUCAUAUUGUAGGCGUUUAGUCUAAAUUUAAAGUCGUUUAAGUAUCCAUUUACGAUAAUAUAUUAACGACGAAAUAUUAGUUCGAACAUAAUCUCAAAU
This is a messenger RNA of Schistocerca americana (American grasshopper), 2571 nucleotides long. Its product is annotated as proton channel OtopLc-like. Bases 129 to 1916 code for a protein of 595 amino acids. The record is from RefSeq and is a predicted model, not a curated record. The transcript is spliced from 10 exons. Gene Ontology annotation, biological process: proton transmembrane transport. Gene Ontology annotation, molecular function: proton channel activity. Lineage: Eukaryota; Metazoa; Arthropoda; Insecta; Orthoptera; Acrididae. Gene Ontology annotation, cellular component: membrane.